This is a messenger RNA of Cuscuta europaea, 4708 nucleotides long. The record is from the annotation of a GenBank genome assembly. NCBI's taxonomy places the organism in Eukaryota, Viridiplantae, Streptophyta, Magnoliopsida, Solanales, Convolvulaceae.
GGGCAACUCAAUCUAACUCAGAAUAGUCAUAUUUUUUCGAUUCUAUCUUCUUUAUUUCUACUUCAGAAAUUCUAUCAGUUUUUCGUUUUGUUUUUAGUUGCGUGCAAGAAUGUUUUAUGAUUUUAUAGAGCUCCUGUAAAUUCCUUGUGCAAUACUCCUUCAAAUAAGCAAAUUUACAAAUCUCAAGAAAUUCAAUUCUCUGUUGGGGACACCAUAGUUAAUCUUGACCCGUCUGUUUCACAAACUCAUCUGAGCUUCAGAAUCCCAAACCCUAGCUCCCAAAUUUUGGUAUAUGCUAGUAUCGGAAAGAUCCAAGUUAUAGUUAUAGAUCAGAUAAUUUGAUCUCUACAUUCAAUGGUAGAUCAAGAGGGUGAGGAAUUGAAGAUGGCGUUGAGGAUGAGUUUGCAGAACGAGUCACCAGAGCCGAAGAGGAGCAAGCCGGGAGAAAUAUCCGUUUGCGGGGAAGAAGAGGAGUCGCCGGCGGUGAGGAACCGCCGGAAGCAACGGGAGUUGAUGGCCUCAGCUGCCGAAAAGCGGAUGAUUGCCUCAAAGCAUGCGGCUGCAUCCGUGUCAGCUACCGUAAUUGGGAAUGCGGAAAAGAGAGGGGAGACGUGUGCUACCCAAGAGAAAACAGACGACUCAAGUUCUGGAUUAAAUGAUGCUCUUAAUUUGGUAAGAUAUGACCAUAAAAAUGUGAACUUGGGAAACGAGUUGUCAGUUGCGGAGGCUGAGCAGUUAUUCUCAUUGAUAUUCGGCAGAAAUGUCACUAGAGAUGUACUCGGGCAGUGGACUAACCAGGGCAUUAGGUUCAGUCCUGAUCUAGAAACAUCUAUGGGCUUAGUGCAACAUGAAGGUGGACCAUGUGGUGUAUUGGCCACAAUUCAAGCUUUUCUUCUAAAAUACCUUAUAUUUUGCCCUGGGGAAUUAAAUACUGGAACACCAAACAUAUAUGCGAAUACAGGCUUGAGAGGAUUCUCCAAACAUGAAUAUGCAGGUGAUGAGAUUUUUUCUUCUCUUACUGAAGACAAGAAAUCAAUAGCAUUGGUGAAAAGUAUGGCCGAUAUAUUGUUUUUAUGUGGAACAAAUGGAACGGCGUCUAUAGCAUCUUUGAGAAUUCUCGAUAGGGACCUUGAAGGCUCUGUUGACAGCUCAAAUGAUGAGGGCAUUGCAAAAGCACUUGAUGGUCUUACAAUUGAAUCGGGCCUGGAUUUUCACAACAUUCUGAGUGUUACUGAAUACACUUCACAAGCAAGUGCCCUUAAUAGGAUUGAAGCCAUGCUUCCUGUAUACCGAAGUCGUAUGGGAGCAAUGCUGUUUCUAAUAUCUGCUCUGCUUUCUCGUGGAGUGGAUUCUGUUCAGGCCGACAGGGAUGAUCCGACACAACCAUUGGUCACCGCUCCUUUCGGGCAUGCUUCUCAGGAAAUUGUAAACCUUUUGCUAUGUGGAAAGGCUGUGGCGAAUGUGUUUGAUGGAAUGAUGGACUUGGGCGGUGGAAUGUUUGUGAAGGGGAUAUCAAACCCCGUUGAAGUAGGAUUCCUUACUUUGCUCGAGUCCUUAAACUACUGUAAGGUUGGCCAGUAUUUAAAGUGUCCCAGAUGGCCAAUUUGGGUUGUUGGAAGUGAAUCUCAUUAUACGGUCCUAUUUGCUCUGGACACCAAAGUUCAAGAAGAGAAUGAACUUGAAGGCAGAGAGGCACAGAUCCGAAGAGCAUUUGAUGCACAUGAUCAAAGUGGUGGUGGGGGAUUCAUUAGUGUGGAAGGCUUCCAUCAAGUCCUUAGGGACACUAAUAUUAAUCUCCCAGCUGAGAAGCUUGAAAACCUUAGCUCUAGUGGAUUCAUCGUGUGGAGCGAUUUUUGGCAGGUUCUUUUGGAUCUAGACAAGAGCCUGGGAGGGUUUAAAGAUUCAAGUGGUUUACUGGGGGGAAAGGUAUUUGAUCUUUACCACUUCAAUGGAAUUGCAAAAUCAAUUCUGAGCGGGAACCAGGCAUCAUCUGGAAGUGAAGUUCCCGUACAAAGACCAAGAUUGACUAAGUUAAGGGUUUUAGUUCCCCCAAAGUGGACCCCGGAGGAAUUCAUGUCUGAUGCUCCAGCACGGUCUGACUCUACUAAAGUUGAUUCAGGGGCAAUAAAGGACACUAUCACUGAAGUUUCUCAGCAUGCUCCUUUAGUUGACUGUAUUCGGACACGUUGGGCCCGUGCCACUUGUAGUUGGGAAGGCGAUGCACCCAGUAUAGUCUGAUUGGUAAAUUUGGGGAACCUCAUGACUCUGGAAGCAAGUGAACACACUGCAAUUGUAAGAUAAUUUUCAGUCAAGUUGAUAGUUCUGGGGUGAGGGUGUCUUGCACAUUUCCACCCAAAGGUAAAAAUGUGACAUCAGUUUCACAUUGUACUUGUGUAAUUUUAUGCAUACCAUUUGAUUUGAAGUCUUGUUCCGAGGGAAGAGGGUUUCAGUCUUCCGGUUAUAUUUUCCGAUCCAGGGAAUUGGUUCAUUUCCCUUGGAUGUUUUUUUUUCAGUUUUUUUUUUCCGCACAGGUUUUAUUGAGUUGACUAUAUAGGUUUUAUUGUUGUAACUGUAUAACCUUCCUUAUCUGAAGCCUGAAGGGGAAAUGUAAUGAUUUGAAAGUUGCACAGUUGAGAAAACAUAGCAAAGACCGGGGUUUGGAAUUUGGAGCAAGGAAUGCACUCCAAUUGAGAGUAGACAAAGCAAAGACCGGGGUUUAGAAAACACACUUACACACUAGGAUGGAUUUUCUAAAUGAGAUUGAGAGUAGACAUUUCAAGGUACACGUUAGUCAAUGGUAGAGAACCAUGGUUCAGGUCCUGCGGUUCCCAGUCAGAACCGUAACAGGGGGGAUAGGGUCCUGGUAUCGGGUUUCUAAAAAUGGGGACCGGAAUUGUCCGGUAUGGUCCCAAUUUGAUUUUUUUUUUGCUUCUACUAUGGAUUGGGACUUGGGAAGUAGUUGAAAAAGGGCGGAGUCCUCAUUCCAAUGACUCUUUUGACCACCGGAGGUCAUCAUCAUCAUUACUCUGGUGUCACAAAGGCUCCCACCUACGGUGAGGUAGGGCCGUAGGGGUUGGAUGUACGUAGUCUUACCCAUGUACUAAAGCACAAAGAAACUGUUUUCGAAUGAUCUAUAGUGAAAAUUGUGUCAAAAAAUACAUCGACUGAUUGUUGCUUCACAAUAAAGAAGCACACGUAGUUUAGUGAGCCAUUUUGAUUUAUUCCAUCAUAUUCUCAAGCCAAAAAAAGUUAAUCUUUGGAUCCAUUGUAAAUGAUGGAAACGAUCAUUGGAGGUGUGUUUUUUUAAAUUAAAAAUUAAAAGUUGGGAUUAGAAAUGGAACCAGUUGAGACUUGAGACCCAGGGAUUUAAAGUGCAUUGAGCCAAAAAAUGGAUGUGACCCCAUCCCUAAAGAAUCCUCUGACCAGACAGUUAUCUCGGAGGAUGUAAAUCGAGCUUUCAACUCACUCUAAUGAAAAGAGAGUAAGGUUUCAUCCCAUGUCAUUGUUUGAAGUUGAAUUUGAGAGUUUGAGACCUCUCUUGUGGCAUUUUCUUCCUACCAGAUAAGUUACACACUUACGCCCCCCAGGUUUCCUACACGCCUUAAAUGAUGAUAGGAGGGGAAAUGGGGCUAGGAAAGACAGAGAAAAAGAAGAGAUCAUUAUGUUUGGUACUUUGGUGCAAUGGGAGUUAUUUAUGUAAAAGGAAACAUACACACGUAGCACCUGUUCCAAAUUUGUAGUAGGGAUGGACCCCGGCCGGUCCGGUUCUGGGUCGGGCUCGGGCGGGCUUUUUUUUGCAAAUCCUUGGGCCCGGAACUGGUCCGAGUUGAUACCGGGUCCGGGCCUAAGCGGGCCGGGCCGGGCUCGGUUCAAUGUCUAUUUUUUUUUGCUUUCUUGUUAUCCCCCGACCCUCCCCUCACCCCACCCUCAAACCUCCCCAAAACACCCAGCCCUACCCUAGGAAAAGAAAAAAAAUUGAAAAAAAAAAAAAAAAAAUUGACUCGGGCCCGGCCCGAACCACCCGGGCCGGUUCGCCCAAAACUUGGCCCGAGCCCGGCCCGCCCAAACGGGCUAAAAGCCCGGAACCGGCCAACUGGUCCCGAUCCGAUUCGGGCCCGCACAGUAGCGGGCCGGGUCGGGCCGACCCGACCCGGUUUAGUCCAUCCCUAAUCUGUAGUGAGCACCAUCGAAUGUCCCCAAGUCUCAUUAACACAUUAGGGAUGAACAUGUAGGCAUGGACUGGGCCCGUUCAAGCCGGGCUUUUUUUUUCAAGAUGUUGGGCCCAGAACCGGCCUGGAUUGAUACCGGGUCCGGGCCAAAUCGGGCCGGCUAAAUGUAUUUUAUUUUUUUCUUUCUAAUUAACCCCUCACCCCCACCCCUCAAACCUCCCCAAAACACCCGGUCGGGCCAGCCCUACCUAAGGAAAAGAAAAAAAAUUGAAAAAAAAAUGAAUCGAGCCUGGCCCGGACCGCCCAAGCCGGUUCGUGAAAACCAAGGUCUGAGCCCGGCCCGUCAGGCCUGCCCAAACCGGGCUAAAGCUCAAAACCGGCCAUCCGUUCUCGGUCCGGUCUUGGCACGCACAGAAGCGGUCCGGUCCGGUUCCCGAGCCGGUUUGGUCCGGUUGGGUCCAUCCCUAUGAACAUGGUUGCAACUUGUAAGUAGGGUGGACACAGCUUGAUCCAUAACCAGGUCUGGCACUCUGACACUG